Molecule: messenger RNA, 1002 nt
Organism: Saprolegnia diclina VS20
Lineage: Eukaryota; Oomycota; Saprolegniomycetes; Saprolegniales; Saprolegniaceae
Exons: 10
Coding region: 47-982 (311 amino acids)
Biological process (GO): regulation of actin filament polymerization
Molecular function (GO): small GTPase binding
Source: RefSeq, a predicted model, not a curated record
AUACAUACCUUCGACGAGAUGGGAUGGUAGACGCACGAGCCAAACUAUGAGCGCAUCAUAUCCAAUAUCUCUGAAACCGCUGCUCCGUGUCGAGGACCCGAUGGGCAACGUACAUGCGUCCAAGACAACGAAGGCCAAGCUGCUCCUUCUCCCAAACGAGGAAGCACCGACGCGGACAAGCGCCGACGACGUCGCCGAAGGUCUACUGCUGCAGCUGCAAGCCUACGAAGCCAACGCCGAGUCGCCCAAGCAGGCCUCGGAGCGACCACGACCACUCGAGGCGCUUGCCGCCAACGUGGCACUCCUCCACAAAGUGUACUUGGUGGUGAUGGACCAUGGCGCGACGUUGCCCCAACUCGUGAUGGACCUGGCGCAACCAGAGACAGCAACCAGCGAGAAAGCCCGCGAGUUGCUGCAGAGAGUGGCUGACAUUUGCAUAUUUGCGCUCGCCUUUGAUCAUUUCAAGGCCAUGACGCCCCGAGUGCAGAACGACGUGAGUCUCUACCGGCGUCACCUCGCAUCGUCGGCCAAGAAGGAGUCAGCGCCGCACGAAAUUUCAGAGACCAAUGUCAACGCGCUCUCGCUCUUCCUCGGUGAGCACACGCCCGCGAUCAAGCUCCUUGGCCACGCGCUCACCGAUACUGUUUUGCACCACCCAGAGGCAGUGACCGCGCUAGCCUCUGUCGCCCAUGCAGCCUACGCGACGCUAUCGACCAAGUCGGCGUCGCUGGACGCAGCGCAAGCUUACUACUGCAUGCGAGCGAUGGCGGCGACGAUCUUGGUCUUGGACCAUAGCCUCGCCCACGGUGUUUUUACAGCGUCGUCGCCGCUCAAAAUCAAACGUUGCCUUCGAGCGCUGGCCGAUGGACGCAAGACGCUACCAGCGUGCACCGAGCUGCUGGACGCCAUCAAGUUUGCCAGUCGGCACGGCAACGACAGCAGUACCCCCCGACACAUUCGAUGGAUGCUGCACAAUUCCUAAUGCACAUGAGUGUUUUCUCA